GUCUAGGGUUCCUCCCCAUUCUGAUCUGAAAGCGGCUACAUUUUGCGGGUGGCCACUCUGGGCCAUGGAUACAACCUUUAGCGGUUUCAAAAUCUGUUUGUCGUCACGGUAAUAAAGGAACCUCCUUAAAUACAUCGUGCUCAGGCUGGUAAUUCGACUUCAAAUGAAAUAACAAAUGAAUUUAUUGGUCACAGACUUGGAGUGAGGUGUUGACCGGUGAAUGCAUAGAGUCAAGAAGGUCAAACUUUGUGACAAUAAAGAGGGUAUCUGGAAAAGCUGUGUGACUGUGAGCAUGACGGCUGUGGAUGGCCUGUUGGACAGCACAGAGGUGGUGGAGAUGGAGGAUGUCCCAUCUCAGUUCUUUGUGGAGAAGCAUUCUUGGGAGGGCCUUCGCGACAUUAUACAUUGUAGCAGGAAGUACUCAGGCAUGAUUGCCAACAAGGCCCCUCAUGACUUCCAGUUUGUGCAAAAGAAAGAUGAGAAUGGACCCCACUCCCACCGGUUGUACUACCUCGGAAUGCCUUAUGGAAGCAGAGAGAACUCGCUACUCUUCUCAGAAAUCCCCAAGAAGAUUCAGAAAGAGGCCCACUUAGUGUUGUCAUGGAAACAGAUGCUGGAUCAUUUCCAGGCUACACCACACCAAGGGGCCUACUCUCGAGAGGAAGAGCUGCUGAGAGAGCGCAAACGUUUGGGGGCGUUUGGUAUCACUUCAUAUGACUACCAUGCCAAGACUGGACUCUUCCUCUUCCAGGCCAGCAAUAGUCUUUUCUACUGUCAGGAUGGAGGCAACAAUGGCUUCAUUCAGUCUGCUCCUGUAAAGCCUGUGGAUAUCAAGACCCAGUGUUCAGGGACUCGUAUGGAUCCCAAGAUCUGCCCUGGAGACCCAGACUUCAUAGCCUUCAUCAACAAUAAUGAUCUGUGGAUAGCCAGCAUUAAGACUAGUGAAGAAAAGAGACUCACCUACUGCCACAAAGGUUUGGAUAACAUUAAAGAGGAUCCCAAGUCUGCAGGUGUAGCAACAUUUGUCAUCCAGGAAGAGUUUGACCGUUUCACUGGCUACUGGUGGUGUCCUACAGCAGUAGAAGAUUGUAAUGGAGGUAAAACAGUUUACCUUUUAUAUGAAGAGGUGGAUGAGACAGAAGUAGAGAUUAUUCAUGUUCCAUCUCCUGCACUGGAGGAGCGGAAGGCAGACGCAUAUAGAUAUCCCCGAACAGGGAGCAAGAAUCCACAGGCUACUCUUAAACUUGCUGAGAUUAAGACGGACCAUCAAGGAAGGAUUGUGAGGACGCUAGAUAAAGAGCUGGUCAUCCCCUUCACCUCCUUGUUUCCUGGAACGGAGUACAUUGCCAGAGUUGGAUGGACAAGUGAUGGCAAAUAUUGCUGGGCAGUGCUGCUGGACCGCAGCCAGAGGAAACUACAGCUGGUCCUGCUGCCUCCAGCCCUCUUCAUCCCCGUCACAGACGACCCAGCUGUGAGGCAAGAGAGUUUGGAGGCUCUACCCAGUAACACACAGCCAUACAUCAUUUACGAAGAGACGACUGACAUCUGGAUAAAUGUUCAUGAUAUAUUCUACCCCUUUGUUCAAACGAUGGAAGAUGAGUUCACGUUUAUCUGGGUAAAUGAAUCCAAAACAGGCUUCAGCCACUUGUAUAAAAUCACAUCUCUGUUACAACCCGGCUGCUACAACUGGACAGAGUACUACCAACACGUAGAGGGAGACUUCAAAUGUGCAAUCAAGGAGGAGGUUACACUGACCAGUGGAGAAUGGGAAGUGCUGGCAAGACAUGGUUCGAAGAUCUGGGUGAAUGAGGCAACAAAGUUGGUGUACUUCCAAGGCACCAAAGACACUCCUCUGGAGCAUCACCUCUAUCUUGUCAGCUAUGACUCACCUGGAGAUGUGCUCAGACUAACCAAGCCUGGCUUCUCCCAUAGCUGCUCUGUUAGCCAGAAUUUUGACUUCUUCGUCAGCCAUUACAGUAAUGUGAGCACUCCUCCAUGUGUUCAUGUCUACAAGCUGACGAGUUCAGAAUGCGACCCGCUCCUCGUCGUACCUGUGUUCUGGGCCAGCAUGAUGGAAUCACCAGGUUGCCCAGGAGAUUACAACCCACCAGAGAUUUUUGACUUUCCGGGAAAGUCGGGCUUUCAGCUUUAUGGGAUGGUGUAUAAACCUCACAACCUGCAGCCGGGCAGGAAACAUCCCACCGUUCUCUUCGUGUACGGAGGCCCACAGGUGCAAUUGGUAAAUAACUCCUUCAAGGGGAUGAAGUAUCUCCGUCUGAACACGCUGGCCUCUCUGGGUUACGCUGUGGUCGUCAUCGAUGGGAGGGGUUCCUGUCAGAGAGGCCUCGAAUUUGAAGGCGCUCUAAAAAACAAAAUGGGUCAGGUGGAGAUUGAAGACCAGGUGGAGGGGCUGCAGUACGUAGCUCAGAGGUUUAACUUUGUGGACCUGAGCCGUGUUGCCAUCCAUGGCUGGUCCUACGGCGGCUUUCUUUCUCUCAUGGGCCUCAUCCAGCGACCUAAUGUCUUUAAGCUGGCCAUCGCAGGCGCCCCGGUCACCGUAUGGAUGGCCUACGACACAGGCUACACUGAGCGUUACAUGGAUGUGCCUGACAACAACCAGCAGGGCUACGAGGAAGGAUCUGUGGCUCUGCACGUGGACAAGCUGCCCAGCGAGCCCAAUCGUUUGCUGAUUCUCCACGGAUUUCUGGACGAGAAUGUGCACUUUUUCCACACCAAUUUCCUGGUGUCACAAAUAAUACGUGCUGGGAAGCCAUAUCAGCUACAGGUUUACCCCAACGAGCGACACAGUAUUCGCUGCCCUGAGUCUGGAGAACACUACGAGAUCAUGCUGCUGCACUUUCUACAACAAUACCUCUGAAUUGAGACGACAGGGGAGAAUUGAAACCUGCUUUCCGUUCUGUCCUCUUUUACUCCCUCCGGCGCGUUGCCCACCCUUUUACUAUCCCAGGCCUCUCCACACCGACCCCACGUCCAGCUGUUCACCCCAUCAUCAAGAGACUAUCACACGCUCUGCAGCCUCUCUGUCCUAUAAACUACUCAUUUACCUUCUCUGUCACACUUUUGCGCUUGCUCUCUCUCUCUCUCCCUCCCCCUCCUUCUGUUACUCGCUUAUUUGUCCUAACUCCUCCGUGACCUCCCCCCAUGUACAGUCUGGUGUAUGGUUUAUGAGCACAGAGAUUCGGUGUCUCACCCUGAAAGCUGAACAAAGACAAGGACAUAUGGAGAAAAAUGUGCAGGCUGUGUCACAUUGACUCAUGGCUCACCCGCGUCCUCAUCUCCACAACCGUGAUGGUUUUUGCCAAAUGUUACUGUUAUUCUCCCUCUCCCCUCCUACUUUAUUCACUUGAGCCAGUGGUAGGAACAGGGGUACAGUUCACUGAUAUUAAACGGAAUCUAUAAACACAUUUGCGGACAUGAGCUUAAACACUAUAUGUGAAGUUCAAUUUACAUAAAUAAUAAACAUAGACCUACAUAAACAGAUGUUCACUAGCACAGUUUAAAAUAACCUACAAACACUUACUGUGAGUCGUUCCUUGCAGUUUGAGUCACGAUAGAGAAAGGAAGCCAGAUCUUCCUCUGUCCACUUGUUUUAAUUGUGUUUGAAUAAAGUUUUAUGGGUUUUAUUGGUUUUAAUGAGUGCUGACAGAAGCUGCUCACGUUGUGCUCGGUUCCCUCCCUUUAUGUUACAUUGCUCAAGAUGUCUGCUUGCCUUCUUAACACAUAAUUUAUAAUUGCCAAAGUACCUCUUGAUUCUUGAUCUUGCUGGUAUUUCCUUUUUUUACUGCAAUAAAGACAACAGGAGGGUGAGCACUGGAGUCCUACAACAGCUUUGUACCACUGGGAUACAAUUUGUACAUGAUAAUAAAUAAAUGUAUAAAUCAGUGA
This is a messenger RNA of Betta splendens (Siamese fighting fish), 3906 nucleotides long. RefSeq names its product dipeptidyl peptidase 9-like. Lineage: Eukaryota; Metazoa; Chordata; Actinopteri; Anabantiformes; Osphronemidae. The record is from RefSeq and is a predicted model, not a curated record. The transcript is spliced from 21 exons. Gene Ontology annotation, biological process: proteolysis. Gene Ontology annotation, molecular function: dipeptidyl-peptidase activity; serine-type peptidase activity. Bases 221 to 2878 code for a protein of 885 amino acids.